AUGCCCAGCACCAUUAAAGGCAUCCUUGUUGCUGGCGUCAUCACGGUGCUUGCCAUCACUGCUGUAGAAUCCCUGAACUGUACACAAUGUCAUUCACAUACGGGGUCCUGCUUGAACAUCAGCGCCACUGAGUGCCCCACUGAUGCCCUCAGCUGCUCCAGUUCCUCUGUCAGUUCUUCUUUGGGAGGAACCUCUGUGUUGUACCAGAACAUGAACUGCUCCACGCAGAACUGCAGUGAGAUGAACACCCUGGUGGCCUUCGCUGUGCAUGUCUCUGAUGAACAACGCUUCAGUUUUUCAAGCCAGUGCUGUCAAGGGGAGAAGUGUAAUGACACCAGCCACGACUCUGAAGGGGCAGAGGCGCUGAGCAACACCACAGUGUGCCCUGCUUGCUAUGGAAAUGACACGGCAUCCUGCAUCGAGAAAGACCGGCAGUGUUAUAAUGGAGAGCAGUGCAUCCACCUAAUCGCACAGUUCAUGAACGGCACGGAGUCCAAGAAUCUCACAUUGAAAGGCUGUUCCAACAUCAGUAACUCCACCUGUCAUUUCCUGUCUACUGGAAACCAGCCCGUGGGAGAUGUCAUUUUCCACAAGGUUGAAUGCUUGAAUGCCUCCAUAAUACCCACCACCCAACCAAGCACCUCCCCUCAGGUGACCACUACUCCAACCCAAACAAGCACCACCUCCAACACAGGCAUGAAAGCCCCCCUCACUGCCCUGGCUCUUGGUAGUAUCCUUCUUCUGGGGUUACUGUUCUGA
Messenger RNA from Jaculus jaculus (lesser Egyptian jerboa), 759 nucleotides. It is a transcript of the gene Lypd8, whose product is annotated as LY6/PLAUR domain containing 8. Bases 1 to 759 code for a protein of 252 amino acids. The record is from RefSeq and is a predicted model, not a curated record. The transcript is spliced from 5 exons. NCBI's taxonomy places the organism in Eukaryota, Metazoa, Chordata, Mammalia, Rodentia, Dipodidae. Gene Ontology annotation, biological process: defense response to Gram-negative bacterium.